Molecule: messenger RNA, 3613 nt
Organism: Chelonoidis abingdonii (Abingdon island giant tortoise)
Lineage: Eukaryota; Metazoa; Chordata; Testudines; Testudinidae
Gene: TOX3
Product: TOX high mobility group box family member 3
Biological process (GO): regulation of transcription by RNA polymerase II
Cellular component (GO): nucleus
Molecular function (GO): chromatin DNA binding
Source: RefSeq, a predicted model, not a curated record
AGCGGCAGCGGUGGCGGCUCCUCUGCUUCUCCGGCACUUUGAACUCCACUCAGUGUAGCCGAGGGGGGUGGGAGCCUUCCCCCCUCGCCAGCGCCCUCUCCCACCCAACCCAGCCUGGUCUCACCCCCUCCCGGACAGCGGGGCUGGGCAGCUCUUUCUCUCCUGCUUGCCUUGCAGCCAGGCGAGGGGCUUGGAUCGUCUGCGGGCAGAGGGGUGCGCGGGACCCUGCUUCCUCCCCCCGGCAGCGGGGCAGCCUUUUGUUCCCCCUUUGGCCAGCGAGCCCCGGGCAGAGCUCAGCAGCCCCUUCCUGGGGCAGGCAGGGCGCAGUGGGGAGAGCCUCUUUAUCAGCGCCGGGCGCGUGGCUUCUUUGUGUACAGCUGCUCCCGAAGGCAGAGGCGAACCCUGUGGCUUGGCACUGAGCUUUCUCAAACCAUAGCAGCCCCUCCUGCCUCGCCACCCCGGCAGAGAGAGACACCUACCUGGGCUGCUCCACCUCCUCCCUCUCCCUUGUUUACCUGCACUUUCCCAGCGCCUUUCUUCUCUCUCCAGCUCUGCCCUCCCCCGGUCCCUUCCCCUGAUUGUCCCCCUUGCCUCGAAGGAAGAUUCGGCUCCCACGCUAGCUCCAGCAACUUGGUCCUUUCCCUGAAGCAGAGAUCCAGGGAAGGGAACUGAAAGGUGGAUCUGUUAUAACCUCCCAGCGCUUUUCUCGAAGUGCACUUGGACCAAAACCACCCCCAGCAUGGAUGUAAGAUUUUACCCGGCUGCAGCUGGUAGCUCUCUUCCCGGAGACCCUUCCAAUCUGGACUUUGCCCAGUGUUUGGGUUACUACAGCUACAACAAGUUUGGAAACAAUAACAACUACAUGAACAUGACGGAGGCAAAUAAUGCAUUUCUUACUGCAAAUGAGCAGACAUUCCAUACUCCAAGUCUUGGAGAUGAAGAGUUUGAGAUCCCACCAAUUACGCCCCCUCCUGAGUCAGACCCCACGCUGGGAAUGGCAGAUAUACUGUUGCCCUUUCAGGGUCUAGGCGACCAGCUGCCUGGACAAGGAAGUGAAUUUACACCCCAGUUUCCUCCACAGAGUUUGGAUCUUCCUUCUAUUACAAUAUCACGAAAUCCUGUGGAGCAAGAUGGUGUAAUCCACAGCAAUGGAUUGCAUAUGGAUCAUAGCCACUCACAAGUUUCACAGUAUCGCCAAGAUCAUUCUUUGAUUAUGAGAUCGAUUGUUCAUAUGACUGAUGCUGCUUGUUCAGGAAUUAUGCCUCCUGGUCAGUUAACCACCAUUAACCAGUCUCAGCUAAGUGCACAGCUGGGACUAAAUUUAGGAGGUACUAGCUUGCCACAUACUUCUCCUUCUCCUCCUGCAAGUAAAUCAGCAACUCCUUCCCCAUCCAGCUCUAUAAAUGAAGAGGAUGCAGAUGAAUCAAACAGAGCUACUGGAGAAAAAAGAGCUGCUCCGGAUUCUGGCAAGAAGCCCAAAACUCCAAAGAAGAAGAAAAAGAAAGAUCCCAAUGAACCACAAAAGCCAGUGUCAGCAUAUGCUCUAUUCUUCAGGGACACACAGGCUGCAAUUAAAGGGCAGAACCCUAAUGCUACAUUUGGAGAGGUUUCAAAAAUAGUAGCAUCUAUGUGGGACAGUUUAGGAGAAGAACAAAAACAGGUAUAUAAAAGGAAAACAGAAGCUGCCAAAAAAGAAUACCUAAAGGCACUUGCUGCCUAUAGAGCUAGUCUUGUUUCUAAGGCGGCUGCAGAAUCAGCUGAAGCCCAGACAAUACGGUCUGUUCAGCAAACGUUGGCCUCCACUAAUUUGUCAUCCUCCCUUCUGCUGAAUACUCCUCUCUCUCAACAUGCAACAGUGUCUGCAUCUCCUCAGACUCUCCAACAGUCCCUUCCUAGGGCAAUCGCUCCAAAACCUUUAACCAUGAGACUGCCAAUGAAUCAGAUUGUAGCUUCUGUUACCAUUGCACCAAACAUGCCAGCAAACAUUGCAGCCCCAUUGAUAAGCUCUAUGGGAACAAAUAUGGUCGCAACACCAUCUUCAUCACAAGUAAGCCCUUCAAUGCAAAGCCAGCAGCAUCAGAUGCAACAGCUACAGCAGCAACAGAUGCAGCAAAUGCAGCAGCAGCAACUACAUCAGCAUCAAAUGCAUCAGCAGAUCCAACAACAAAUGCAACAGCAGCAUUUUCAGCACCACAUGCAGCAACAUUUGCAGCAGCAGCAGCAUCUUCACCAGCAAAUUAAUCAGCAGCAAAUGCAACAGCAGCUGCAACAGAUACAGCUUCAGCAAAUGCAGCAACAGCAAAUGCAACACAUGCAACACCAGUCCCAACCUUCUCCUCAGCAGCAUUCCCCUGUAGCCUCACAGAUGACCUCACCCAUCCCUGCCAUUGGGAGCCCUCAGCCAGCAUCUCAGCAGCACCAGUCACAAAUACAGUCCCAAACACAGACUCAAGUAUUAUCACAGGUUAGUAUUUUCUGAAGAUAAAUGUUCUUGCAACAUUGUUUUGCAUUUAUCAGGGGGGUAGGGGUAAACCAUAUUUGGCUGAAAACUGUAAAUUGUUGAUGGUAGUUAUGCAAAGAUGCAUAACAGAUCAAACGAUCCUCUAAAGUGUCUAUUAGAUAGGCAAUAAAGAACUACAAUGUAGCUGUGUAUCAUCUUUUAGCUGACUAUGAAUCAUUUUGUUAAAAAAAAAUUAAAAAAAUAAAUGCUGUGCUCCUUUUCAUGUGAUGGCCUUUUUAAUUUAUUUAAGCUUUACCUACAAUAUGUGAAUCAAAUGGCCUAAUAAAUACUUGGAUGUUAUGACUGCAAAAUGGCCUUUCGGAGUUAUGUAAUGUAACCUUUCUUUCUCUAAAAGUGAGUAAUGCACUUCAAGGCAGUUUAAACUCAUGAAACCCUUAAAAGCACAGUUGUAACAACCUGUAAAAUAAUGAUUGGAUUUCAUACAAUCAUACUUAUAUGACAUGAGUAGUUGAUGGCAUUUUUUUGUCAUGAAAAUAAUGUAAAUCAGAUUUUUGCCAAAGCUCUUAUUUUUUUCUUUCCUACACGUCUUCAGAAAAACAAACGCAAGCGACUAAAUUUAAAUGGUUGACCCAUUCUUUCACUUUGAUUUCUCUAAAUAAACCUACCAUACUUUGUAACAAAAUAUAUAUUGACACUGUUACCCUAUUAUGUUAAUUCCAGUUACAAAACAAAUGUGAAUAUUAUAUUCUGUGUUUAAGUGAUGAGUUUCAGAUUUAAUACACUGUAUUUUUAAAAGGGAAAUGCACUUAAAUAAAACUGUUAUUACAAAAACUGAAAUUAAAAAAUGCAGGAGGUUUUAAUAUGCUGUAAUACCAGUAGAAUAUAUAAAAGAAGCUCCACAUCUGAAUAAUCAAUGUAAAUAUUUUCUUUAAAAGUUGUAAGUUUUCAUAUGAUGUGUUGUAAAGUUUUCAUAAAUGAGGCUUUAAUGUAAACACUGGUAACAUGAACUAUUAAUUGCUACAUUGCUUAUUGUGUUUUUAAGCUGUUUUAUACUUUUUUAUGAGUUAUGAUAGCAGCAAUUAAGUUGUUUGUAUUUUGCUUAUCUAAAAUAAAUGCUUUUAUCUUGCUAUAGAAUAAACACAUUUCAGUAAA